Fraxinus pennsylvanica is the source of this 420-nucleotide messenger RNA. The record is from the annotation of a GenBank genome assembly. Lineage: Eukaryota; Viridiplantae; Streptophyta; Magnoliopsida; Lamiales; Oleaceae.
AUGCCGCAAUCAGUUGUAUUGAACUAUAUAGUUCUGAUUGUAACACAGCUGACGUGGGCAUGGGAUUUCCUUCUUUACCAGUCCUUUUUUCAGCCUUAUGGGAUCGUAUUACCUGAAUAUAUUGAUGAUCUUGACGUAAAGCGCUAUGAAAACAGUGCGGAAAAUGAGAAUACAGUAGAAUGUGCUGUGUGUUUAUGUAGGAUUGAUGAUGGAGAUGAAAUUAGGGAACUGAGUUGCAAUCAUCUUUUCCAUAGAGCUUGCUUAGAUAGGUGGCUGGGAUAUGGGCACGUGACGUGUCCUCUAUGCCGGAAUAAUGUAAAGCCGCCACCUCAACUGGCGGCAGACAGCCACCAGGAGGCUAUAUUAAUCAACUUCUACGCCACCAGAUCAAUGGAUCAUUGUACAUGGUGGCUACGUUGA